UGUAGUGUCGACGCAGAGAGAUGAAGAGGUAGGGUUGAAAUAGAGUGAUCACGCGAAUUUAGCGCGCGAAAGUGCAGGGAAAGGGGCAGGGGUCGCUCCAUCCCGGACCACUCCGCACAAAAGCAGCGAGAGAACCCCGCCGUGAUCUGGACGCCAAAGCCUCUUCGCGUUUCGUGGGGCAGAGACAGGGUCGAUGAAGAUCGUUGCUUGUUUUGUGAUCGCUUGCUCCUAUUCGCUGGCCGUGCCUGUUCCUGGGCUGAGCAACUGCAGAUUCUUCCGGCGGGCUCACGGUCCGCAUAGUCGAAGCCACGAGCAUGCUCCAGUCACCUUACGCGAAUAUCCUUACUCUUUUCUCGCAGCAUCCGAACCCCGUCUCGCAUCAUCCAGCCACGAUCCCGCCAGCUGGACCGCCAGAUGUGAAGGUGCCCAACUGUUGAGAUCUUUCCAGCCUCGCGGCAGCAGUGGUCUGCCGUAUUCGUCACGGGUCCGCGAUGUCGGUCAAAGGUGAUUGUCAGGAACAUGACGUUCGGUUGUAUCCAGCAAGAUGCGCACCAUAGCAAUAUCGUCGCUCUCUGCGCUCCAGCUGUGGCCUGACCCGGGUCACUC
Molecule: messenger RNA, 606 nt
Organism: Trematosphaeria pertusa
Lineage: Eukaryota; Fungi; Ascomycota; Dothideomycetes; Pleosporales; Trematosphaeriaceae
Exons: 1
Coding region: 194-508 (104 amino acids)
Source: RefSeq, a predicted model, not a curated record